This is a messenger RNA of Seminavis robusta, 918 nucleotides long. Lineage: Eukaryota; Bacillariophyta; Bacillariophyceae; Naviculales; Naviculaceae. The record is from the annotation of a GenBank genome assembly.
AUGGAUACCUGCACACUAGAAUCAUCAUCAUCAUGCCACAACAAUCUGCUGCCAUUUCAGGAUGUGACUCAGCCACACUAUAAAGUUGCUUUGGUGCUGACAAUUGUCUUGGUUCGCCUCAGCCGCUCUUAUGUGUUGCUUCCUCUUCUGAAGCAACUGGGAACUCGUUUGGGACGGGCAGCACAUGGACAAAAGUGGGUGGAGCAAAACCAGGACAGCAUCCAGCACUUUAGUGAUUUUUCGUUCCGAUUCCUCUUUCGAUGCGUGGUGACGGGUCUGGGAUUAUAUGAAUACUGGCAAUCUCCUGAUUACUGGCACACCACUAGCCUCAUCUGGGAGGGCUACCCACACCAUGUGGCCAGCAACACUGUCCAGAUUCUCUAUCUGUUGCAACUUGCAUACCAUGUGGAAGACUUGGCUGGAGUGCUCAUUGAAGGAAAGUCCACCCGAAAGGACUAUGUUGAAAUGAUCAUUCACCACAUUGUCACUGCGAUCCUCCUAUGUCCCAAGGACUUGGCAAAGAUUUUGAAGACAUUGGAAUUCAAGACUUCCAGCAAGGUUGCACUUUGUGUAUUUGUCAUUUCAUGGUUCGUGUGCCGCAUGUACCUCUAUGCUGGUGUCUAUGUGUACAGCGCCUUUACGGAAACAGCGCCUUUGUUCGCCGGGGGUAUGACAGAGUUCGCUUGGGUGAUCUUCCGGGCAUUGCUGUGCUCUCUCAUUGCCUUGAACACCCUGUGGUCAUAUAUGAUCGUCAAGCUAUUGGUCAAGGUGCUGUCCAAAGGCGAUGCAGAUGAUCCGCAAUUAGCCAAGGAGGCAAAGGAAAUGCCCUCCAAGCCGGACCCCUUGAGCGAUGAAUCUGAAUCUAGCUCCGUUCUGACAGACGAAUCAGACACAGCCUCUGAAGCUAGUAGCCAGUGA